AAAAUUUCAGUUCAGUGCCCACACGGCCGGAUGACAGUGGGACGUGACGUCACGAGUGGUUGCUGUCAUCUGUUCCCUUCGCAGCUCUUUUCCAAUCUAGCUGUCUAAAAUAGUGGAAGCCAGUGCAUUCCCACAGCGUUCAAAAUGGUGAAGGUGAAAUGCUCGGAACUGCGGACCAAGGACAAGAAGGAGCUGACCAAGCAGCUCGAGGAGCUCAAGACUGAGCUGCUCAAUCUGCGUGUGGCUAAGGUCACCGGUGGAGCUCCCUCCAAGCUGUCCAAGAUCCGCGUCGUCCGCAAGGCCAUCGCCCGCGUCUACAUUGUGAUGAACACCAAGACCAAGGACAACCUGCGCAAGUUGUACAAGGGCAAGAAGUACGUCCCGCUGGAUCUGCGCCCCAAGAAGACCCGCGCCAUGCGUAAGGCCCUGUCCCCCCGGGAUGCCGCUCGGUUGACGCUGAAGGAACAGCGGAAGCGCGCCAAGUUCCCGAAGCGGAAGUACGCCGUCAAGGCCUAAAUGCAAUGACUCUACUGUGAGGAACGGUUGUGUCAAAGUGCAAGCGGGCUCUUUUGUUCUUUAAACUUUUGUUUGUAAGUUGCGGUAAAAACACUAAGGAACGGAACCGGUUUUGGGUUCUCAGCCGAAGUACUGGAGAGGACGGAGAAAAUAAAUUCCGGAAAAAAGAUUCCAAACUGGA
Aedes aegypti (yellow fever mosquito) is the source of this 697-nucleotide messenger RNA. RefSeq names its product 60S ribosomal protein L35 (gene RpL35). The coding region runs from base 145 to 516 and encodes 123 amino acids. Gene Ontology annotation, biological process: maturation of LSU-rRNA from tricistronic rRNA transcript (SSU-rRNA, 5.8S rRNA, LSU-rRNA); translation. The record is from RefSeq and is a predicted model, not a curated record. Gene Ontology annotation, cellular component: cytosolic large ribosomal subunit; ribosome. Lineage: Eukaryota; Metazoa; Arthropoda; Insecta; Diptera; Culicidae. Gene Ontology annotation, molecular function: mRNA binding; structural constituent of ribosome. The transcript has 3 exons.